AUGAUGAUAAUGGCAUUUUUCGGAACCUCUUCCACUGAGUCACUGCCUGAGGAGGAUAUUGCCAAAGCACAGGAUUACCUAUCUCGGUUCUUCUCUGAUGUGGGGGUGAGUGCUCCGGGCAGUGUCAGUCGAAGCUCUUUGGACUCCUUUGAGGACGGGUUAAGGAAAAUGCAGGAGUUUUUUGGGAUCGGGGUCACAGGGCAGCUUGACUCUCAAACCCUGGAUGUCAUGUCCCGUCGUCGAUGUGGGGUUAGUGACGUGGCCAGAUAUGGGUACUUUGAUAAUCAGCCCAAGUGGGAUAAGAAAGAGAUCACAUACAGGGUCACUGACUACACAGCUGCCAUGAGCCAGAACGAGGUGGAUGGUGCUCUGGCCAAAGCUCUUCGGCUCUACAGUGAUGUUACUCCUCUACAGUUCAGACAGAUCCACACGGGACCUGCAGACCUCAUGGUUAUGUUUAAAGCCAAAUCACACGGUGACUUCUUCCCUUUUGAUGGGCCAAAUGGAACACUGGCACAUGCUUUCUCCCCUGGUGAAGGUCAUGGAGGCGACACUCAUUUUGAUGAAGAUGAAAUUUGGACUUUGACUUCUUCAGGAACCAAUCUGUUUUUGGUGGCAGCUCAUGAAUUCGGGCAUGCUUUGGGGUUGGCUCAUUCACAGGUUCAGUCCGCCUUGAUGUUCCCUACGUAUCAGUAUGUCGUCACAGACGGUUACCACCUUCCAGAGGAUGACAGGCUGGGCAUACAAGCUCUCUAUGGUAUCAGAGGAACUGCUCCCGAACCAACAGUGAAUCCUGGUCCAAUGCCACAGCCUGUGCCCGACCCAAUUCCAGAACCUGUUCCAGAUCGAUGUAGCUCAGACCUGGUUCUGGAUGCUGCUUCGUCUAUUCACAACACUCUGUACUUCUUUAAAGACAACUAUUAUUGGAGAAGAAGGUCGUUCUGGGAUGGCAUAAGGAUAAGAAAAAUCCAGAUUCUUUGGCCAGGAAUAAACAAGGUUGAUGCUGUUUAUGAGAUCAGUGGUAGACACAGCACAGUGAUUGCCAUUGAAGGCAAGGUAUACUGGAAAAUUAGAAGACACACCAUCCAGCCUGGAUACCCCAAACCCCUUAGAAAUCUUGGCUUUCCUUCAUACGUCAGAAGGGUAGACGCUGCUGUACAUUUGAUCUAUUCAAGCAAGACUCUCUAUUUUGUGAACAAUAUGUACUGGAGCUAUAACGAGCGCAGGAACCGAAUGGAUCCCGGCUACCCAAAAUACAUUUACAGAGACUUUUCCCUUUCUAGAGUUGAUGCAGCUUUUGAAUACAGAGGAUACCUGUAUUUGUCAUCUGGAUCUAUGCAGAUGGAAUAUGACUACAAAAGAGGAAGAGUCAUUCGCUCCUUUUUCAACUACCAAUGGAUGAACUGCAGCUAA
Knipowitschia caucasica is the source of this 1413-nucleotide messenger RNA. The record is from the annotation of a GenBank genome assembly. NCBI's taxonomy places the organism in Eukaryota, Metazoa, Chordata, Actinopteri, Gobiiformes, Gobiidae.